GGGUUUAUUAAUUACUGGUUAAUUUAUAUACAAUUUGAUAAGGCAUGAUAAAAUGAGUAUUUAAAAAAAAAUAAAAAACUUAUAAUAAUAAUGAAUUAAUAAAAAGAGAAAGAAGAAGAUUAAUUUUUUUUUUUUUUUUAAUGAAUAUUCAAGUUGUUGUUGUGGUAUGAUUGGAUAAGAUGGCGUUAAAGCGGUAAAAUUCAAAUCGAGACUAAAAUUAGUCAUGAAAAAAAAAUAUGAUAAUUAAUUGUUCAAUUUAUUUUAAAAAAUUGAUAUUAAUAAUGAAAAAAAUUAAUUGAAAUUAAUUUUUUUUUAAUAAUGUAAAUUAAAUAAAUUAAUAGAUUUUUUUUAAGCAUUAUUAUUAAAUUAGUAAUUAAUUAAAAUUAUACUCAAUUUAUUGUUAGCAAAUAUUUAUGAUUUUAGAACUAAUGAAUUUGUAUAUUUUGUCAUUAAGCAUUUAAAAAUUUAGCGCGUAAAAUCACGUGAAAAAAAAAAAAUUGUGGGUGGAUUCAGGUGGAUUUUGAUGGUAGGAUGGGUAAAGAAGAAGAGGUGAGAAGAAGAUGAUGAUGAUGAAAAGAGGGGUACAGACUACUACAGUUUGGACUGGUUUGGACAAGCGCAAUUCAACACUGGAUCAAUCGAAAUUGCGAAAUUGUGUUACUUUGUUUGUUAACUUUGAUUACAGAAAAGGACUCGUCCACUUUGUGUGUUUGUUAUUAAACAAUAAAUAAACAAUAAAAUUAAUAAUUAUAUUAUAAUCUCAAAUUGAAUAAUAUAUAAUAAAUAAAUAUAUUAUUUUUGUGAUUAUAAAUAUUCCAAAAUGACUGUCAUCACAAAAGCCAUUGGAGAGAAGAAGCCUGCUGAAAAAAUGGAGCAGCCAUUGGUACUUGACGACAAUAAUUCAGAGGGAAGAUCAUCUCAUGAUGAUCCAGAAUCAGGUGAACGUAAAAAAACUGAUAUAUCUGGUCAUUAUUUGAUUUUACGUAGACCAAAUAUAAGUACCCAUUCAAUGACACUUUAUUGUCUUUUAUUUACUGCACUUCUUGGUAUGAGUAUUGGUGUUAUUGGUGGUGUUUAUAUUUAUCGUCGUUAUGCAAGUGAACAAAUGCAUAGAUUUCGUACUGGUUGGUACAGUAUACCAUAUGAUCGUAUGAGUGAAAAAGCAGCAUUGUUAAAUGAACAAUAUGCAGCAGGUGUAUCAUCUGAUACUGAAUUACUACAUAAUUUAUUACGUGGUAAUAAACAAUUGCCAAUAUUAUCAACAAAUGAAAAAUUGAAUGAACAAUUUGAUGAUACAUUUCAAGAAUCAUUUGAAAUUGAUUUAGAAAAUGAACAUGAAGGUAUUGAUGUACCAGAUUUUCGUGGUGGUAGACAAGGACGUUUUCUUCAUGAUUUUAAUAUUAAUUUAACUGGUAUCAUUGAUGUUGAUGGACACUCUUGCUUUGUCAUGCCACUCAAUAGACAACGUGUUUUACCACCAAGAAAUAUGUAUGAUCUUUUGGGUAAAAUGUAUGAUGGUUAUUAUGAAGUUAAUACUGAAGUUGUUAGAGAAACAAUGAAAGCUGUUCUACCAGCAAUACGUGAUCGUUCAUCUGUUGGAACUUAUAUUGCUCGUGAAUGCAAAAAUAUGCCAAUUUAUGCACUUGAAAAAAUUAAUAAUACAAGUACAGGAAUAUCAAAACGAGAAGUUAAAGAAGCACCAUUUGUUCUAUUUUCGGGUAAUAAAAUAUCAGAAUUUAACAUCUUGAAUAUGGAUGAAGUAGGACAAGCUUCAAAAAGUAUUGAAUAAAUAAUUUAAUAUUAUUUUUAAGAUUUUUGAAAAUUAAAAAUAACAAUUAUUGUUAAAUAAAAAGACAGAUAAUUAGAUAAACAAAAUUGACGGUAUUUACACUCUACACAAAUCGACAAAUUCAAAGUGACGAAAAAACAUUAGUAAACAAUUGGAUUAUCAAAUAAUAAAAAAUAUAAAACAUAAUUUACAAAAUUAUCACUCAAAUUAUUGUCAAUUUGUCAAUCAACACUAAACUUCUUUUUAAAAAAUAUUCAUAUAGAUAAUUUUUUCAGAAUUUGUAGUUAUCUGUCGUCCCCCAUUAUUAAUUAACAAAUUAAUUGCAAGUUGAUUUAAUAAAAUAAAUGUGAUCUGUCUAAAAACAAACAAAAAAAAAAAAAAAAAACAUAUAUCAAGCCUGAUAAUUUACUUGAAAAUUUUUUAAAAAAUUUAAUUAAAAAGAUUUAUAAUUUUUAUUACAAAAAUAAUUCCAUAAACUAACAAAAAAAAAAAACAAUGUUAUACAGAUUUUUUUUUUAGCUUUAUUUAAAUAAUUCCAGUUAAAGAAAUGACGUUAAAAUUGCCAAAGAUAUUAAAACAUAUAAUUGACUUCAAAAAGAUAAUUAAUAUCAAAAUGUAAAAAUAAUAAUUCUGUUUUAUUCAAUUUUUUUUUUUUUCCUUUUUUGUUUUUUGAUUUUUAAAUAAUAUUAUACGUAUUACUCAGAAAGUAAAAUAUUACAAUAAGAAUUUAUGAGUGUUUAAAAAUAAAAAAUAAAAACUUGCUGUAAAAUGAUAAAUAAAUAAAAUAAAAUUCACAAAAUUAUAUAUUUGAUCUAAUUUAUCGAUUGACAUUUAUAAUAUUAAUUUUUUUCAAUUGUCAAGUAACACUUGAUAAUGAUUCAGCAAGUGCUUUUUGUCGUGAAUUGUAUAAUUUUUUAACCCAUUUAUCGAAAUGUAAAUUUUGGUCCAUUGAAAUAAACAAAAAAAAAUUCUAUGAAAAUAUUCAUCAUAUUUAGAGCAAUUUUAAAUUUAACAAUAAUUGAUCAUUUAACAUUUAUUUUGUAGAACACCAAUAUAAAUUUUGAUAUCGAUUAUAAUAUAAAAUUAAUAAUUUAAAAUUAAUAUUUCUUGGAAAAUAAAUUAUCAAAUUUUUAAUAAAAAAAAAUAAAGGUUAAUUAUAUUUUUAUUCCUCAGUUAAUCGAUAUAGAAAUAUUAUUAAUUUAUUUUUUCCGAGAAAUAUAAAAUAUAUAAAAUUUGAAUAUUAUUUUUUCAAGCGAUAACACACGUGGAUAUUUUUUUGUCAAAUGAUUUUUUUAUUUUUGUUUCGUAUCUUUUGUAAAUGGUCAUUUUUAAUUAAAAAAAAUAAAAAUUCUAAAUCACCUCUUGUGACAAACGA
Aphidius gifuensis is the source of this 3164-nucleotide messenger RNA. RefSeq names its product integral membrane protein 2B. Gene Ontology annotation, biological process: negative regulation of amyloid precursor protein biosynthetic process. The record is from RefSeq and is a predicted model, not a curated record. Gene Ontology annotation, cellular component: extracellular exosome; plasma membrane; Golgi apparatus. NCBI's taxonomy places the organism in Eukaryota, Metazoa, Arthropoda, Insecta, Hymenoptera, Braconidae. The transcript has 4 exons. Gene Ontology annotation, molecular function: amyloid-beta binding. Bases 821 to 1789 code for a protein of 322 amino acids.